GGGCAGUGGUCGACGUCCAGAUCACUCCUCCGAUUCGUCCACGGCCAUCUUGGCAGCCUCUGCGCGAGCUUUGCGCCGCCCGCCUAGAGCCAGCGUCACAUAAUCCACGUCUCCCGUCACAUAGCCGGUUUCCGACUUGGCCUGUGCAGCGCUUUUGAGAGCUGCCUUUUGCUUGUCUGCUUUCUUCUUUGAGAUCUGGGCCUGUGCAUGACUGCCCCCCGUCAGCGAGGCGGCGGAACCGGGUGCAGUGGCGGGCUUUUUGAGAGUUUUGCUCUGGCGUAGUGAUGGAUGAGGAAUGAGCAGAGGAAGUGACGUGCGGAUUUCAUACAAGGCGUUUAUGCAGCUUUGCGCUCUUGCCCAUCUUGCACCCGCCCGGUCGAUGAUGAUCGCAAUACCGUAGAGCGGAAGAUACGACGGAGGUGAUUGCAAUGGCAGAAGUAUCACGUGAGAGCUAGAGAUUUGUGGCGGUGCGAACGUCCCCGUAAGGAAGCAUAUACCUGCUUCCCGCACGAGUCUGAGCUUCUGUCUCGCACGGCAAACGUCUCGUACUACUCUCUUCCAUUUCCGCAUGCGAGAAAGUGUAGCAGGAUCUACGCAAGACGUCGAUCCGAAGUCCGCUGCAGAAUGUGUGCGCAACAAGUGUUGCGCUGGCACCUGCCCAUCUCGGGGUGAUAAGUAUGUUCGGCACCGCCACGUUUCCGGUCAUAACAUCCGUUUCUCCAUCCACCUCUGACAUCGCUCUCUUUGUUGUUUACUCCUCGUCUCUUUCUCUCUCGGCAGGCCCUGCGUAUACAAGUACUACCGCAUCUAGGUCCUGGGCCCCUGUGUUCAGGUCGCAAACAAACCCCUGCCAAUCACUCGCGGAUAAUUCCAAGAUAAAUUCGACUAGGGGUUGUCGCACCCAUUGUGCAGCGUCCACCAUUCACCGUCUAUGACAAGCCUGUUGACGUCCGGCUCCGUGCCUUCGGCCGGGCGCAACAUCACUCUGGAAGACUAUGAUAGUCUCCCGAAUCCUGCGUACCGAGACAAGAUAGAGGAGGUGUAUUUCGGGCCAUGGACUCGGAGCA
Molecule: messenger RNA, 1067 nt
Organism: Mycena citricolor
Lineage: Eukaryota; Fungi; Basidiomycota; Agaricomycetes; Agaricales; Mycenaceae
Source: the annotation of a GenBank genome assembly